Pteronotus mesoamericanus is the source of this 2036-nucleotide messenger RNA. It is a transcript of the gene ATP6V1H, whose product is annotated as ATPase H+ transporting V1 subunit H. Gene Ontology annotation, cellular component: lysosomal membrane; vacuolar proton-transporting V-type ATPase, V1 domain. The record is from RefSeq and is a predicted model, not a curated record. Gene Ontology annotation, molecular function: proton-transporting ATPase activity, rotational mechanism. The coding region runs from base 320 to 1771 and encodes 483 amino acids. Gene Ontology annotation, biological process: proton transmembrane transport. The transcript is spliced from 14 exons. Lineage: Eukaryota; Metazoa; Chordata; Mammalia; Chiroptera; Mormoopidae.
CCUGUCAUUCUACUGCGGCUACUUCGGCUUUCAUCUGCUAGUGCCGCCCUCAACGUCUCCUUGGUGGUAGAACCUCUUCACUUUUCGGCGUCCGAGUGUCCUGUCGCCGCUCAGGCCUCCGGACCGGGCGGAAGAGGUUCUGACUCGGCCCCCAAGCUCUGCUGUGGCUCCAACGUCCCGGACCGCCCCAUCCUCUCUGCGGCUUUUGGGUGCGUUGGGGUCUCCAGAGUUCGCGAAAUAAGGCCGCGCUUCCUCAGGUUGUUUCGUCUGGGGCACCUGCCCUGAUCUGUUGGAAAACAUUCAAGAUUAUAAAAUUUAGAUGACCAAAAUGGAUAUCCGGGGUGCUGUGGAUGCUGCUGUUCCAACCAACAUUAUUGCUGCCAAGGCUGCAGAAGUUCGUGCUAACAAAGUGAACUGGCAGUCCUAUCUUCAGGGACAGAUGAUUUCUGCUGAAGAUUGUGAAUUCAUUCAAAGGUUUGAAAUGAAAAGAAGUCCUGAGGAGAAGCAAGAGAUGCUUCAAACUGAAGGCAGUCAGUGUGCUAAAACAUUUAUAAAUCUGAUGACUCAUAUCUCCAAAGAACAGACAGUUCAGUACAUACUAACUAUGGUUGAUGAUAUGUUGCAGGAAAAUCAUCAACGUGUUAGCAUUUUCUUUGACUAUGCUAAACGGAGCAAGAACACUGCCUGGUCCUAUUUUCUGCCAAUGUUAAAUCGCCAGGAUCUCUUUACUGUUCACAUGGCAGCAAGAAUUAUCGCCAAGUUAGCAGCUUGGGGAAAAGAAUUGAUGGAAGGCAGUGACUUAAAUUACUAUUUCAAUUGGAUAAAAACUCAGCUGAGUUCACAGAAACUGCGUGGUAGCGGUGUUGCUGUUGAAACAGGAACAGUCUCUUCAAGUGAUAGCUCGCAGUAUGUACAGUGUGUUGCCGGGUGUCUGCAGCUGAUGCUUCGGGUCAAUGAGUACCGCUUUGCCUGGGUAGAAGCAGAUGGGGUAAACUGCAUAAUGGGAGUUUUGAGUAACAAAUGUGGCUUUCAACUCCAGUAUCAAAUGAUUUUUUCAAUAUGGCUUCUGGCAUUCAGUCCUCAAAUGUGUGAACAUCUGCGGCGUUAUAAUAUCAUUCCUGUUUUGUCCGAUAUCCUUCAAGAAUCCGUCAAAGAGAAAGUGACAAGAAUCAUCCUUGCAGCAUUCCGUAAUUUUUUAGAAAAAUCAACUGAAAGAGAAACUCGCCAAGAAUAUGCUCUGGCUAUGAUUCAGUGCAAAGUUCUGAAACAGUUGGAGAACUUGGAACAGCAAAAGUACGAUGAUGAGGAUAUCAGUGAAGAUAUAAAAUUUCUUUUGGAAAAACUCGGUGAAAGUGUUCAGGAUCUUAGCUCAUUUGAUGAGUACAGUUCAGAACUUAAAUCUGGAAGAUUGGAGUGGAGUCCUGUGCAUAAAUCUGAGAAAUUUUGGAGGGAAAAUGCUGUGAGAUUAAAUGAGAAGAAUUAUGAACUCUUGAAAAUUUUGACAAAACUUCUGGAGGUAUCAGAUGAUCCGCAGGUCUUAGCUGUUGCUGCUCAUGAUGUUGGAGAAUAUGUGCGGCAUUAUCCAAGAGGCAAACGGGUUAUUGAACAGCUUGGUGGGAAGCAACUGGUGAUGAACCAUAUGCACCACGAAGACCAGCAGGUUCGCUACAACGCUCUUCUGGCUGUGCAGAAGCUCAUGGUGCACAACUGGGAAUAUCUUGGUAAACAGCUCCAAUCUGAGCAACCUCAGACUGCUGCUGCCCGAAGCUGAAGUGUGCCCUCCAGCCUUCCCAUUUCAGCUGCGACACAACACCUGGAGUGUGAAUCUCAGUAGUUAAAUAAUUUUUCAUUUUGUUUGUAACUUUCUUCUGUUGUGUAGCUUUCUCACUGUUGAUUUCUGGUAAAAGUGUUUGCCCAGUAACUUGUAUAAAAGUAGGUGCUUUCUGUAUCUAAGAAAAAUAUUACUGUUACAUAUGUUGCUUGUAUUUCUGUAUUUAUUGUACUCUAGAAAUGAAUAUAGUUAUUAAAGGAUUCUC